This is a messenger RNA of Achroia grisella, 1881 nucleotides long. Its product is annotated as fatty acid synthase-like. The coding region runs from base 1 to 1881 and encodes 626 amino acids. Gene Ontology annotation, biological process: fatty acid biosynthetic process. The record is from RefSeq and is a predicted model, not a curated record. NCBI's taxonomy places the organism in Eukaryota, Metazoa, Arthropoda, Insecta, Lepidoptera, Pyralidae. The transcript is spliced from 12 exons. Gene Ontology annotation, molecular function: fatty acid synthase activity.
AUGUCUAACGUUGGUUACACUGAAACAGCGUCCGGUCUAUGUAGUAUUGCAAAGUUGAUUUUGGCUUACCAAAGAGGUCGGAUCGCUGCUAACCUCGACUGUGACAACCCUCGUCGAGAUGUGGAUGCACUUCGUGAAGGACGAAUGCGGAUUGUUACCGAGAAUCAGAAUUUCAACAGAUUAUACGCAGCCAUUAAUUCCUUCUCUCUAAGUGGAGUUAAUGGUCAUGUGCUGCUUAAGGGAUAUUACAAACCAAAGGAUCUAUCACGUUAUCAUUGCAACUUCCCGUACUUAGUGUUGGCGUCAGGAAGACAAGACUCAGCAGUACAAAAAAUAUUGGACGAUGUUAAGUCACAUAUGAUUGAUCCUGAAGAGAUAGCACUGUUACAUAAUAUAUUCAGAAGCCGCAUAUCUAACCACGUAGCUCGAGGAUUUGGGAUAUAUUGUACAAAGAAAGAAGAAACUGUUGCUCUUGAAGAAGGAAUACAAAGCUAUGAUGAGACGAAAAGACCUCUUUGGUUUGUGUAUAGUGGUAUGGGGUCGCAAUGGGCUGGUAUGGGUGUUAGUCUUAUGCAAAUACCUAUUUUUGCAGCUGCAAUAGAGCGAUGUCAAAAGGUGUUAUUAACUAAAGGAAUCGACUUAAUAAAUAUAAUUACUACAUCCGAUGAAUCAGUGUUUGACAAUAUUUUAAACUCGUUCGUGGGUAUUGCCGCUAUACAAAUCGGGCUCACUGAUAUACUCAAAGCGAUCGGAUUGGUUCCUGAUAAUAUUAUAGGGCAUAGUGUAGGCGAGCUAGGGUGCGCGUACGCAGACGAAUGUUUCACAGCCGAGGAGAUGAUAUUAAUGGCAUAUUACCGAGGUUUAGUUUCAAUAGAAACCUCCUUUAUCCAAGGGUCUAUGGCUGCUGUUGGAAUUGGAUAUAGACAGAUCUCCAAGUUCUGUCCUCCUGAAAUCGAGGUAGCCUGCCGUAACAGCCCUAAUUCCUGCACCAUAUCUGGACCUUCGAAGGUUGUAGAAGAAUUUGUAGCUACUCUCACCAGUCGAGGGAUUUUCGCGAAGGAAGUGCGGUGUUCCAAUAUACCGUAUCACUCACGAUACAUUGCUACAGCUGGACCUACAUUACUAAAGUCUACGAGUCAAGUAAUCGCGACACCAAAACUUCGAAGCUCCAAAUGGAUAUCGACGUCUGUUCCGAAGGAAGAGUGGUCUAAGCCUGAAGCAGCAUAUUGCUCCGCUGAAUACUUCACCAACAACUUACUGAAUCCAGUGCUAUUUGAGGAUAUGCUGCAUCUCGUGCCAUCAAAUGCAGUGAUGGUGGAAAUUGCUCCUCAUGGUCUACUGCAGGCCAUCCUCAAGCGAUCUUUAUCUUCUACCUGCCAAAACUUUUCACUUACCAGAAGAGAAAGUCCCAAUAAUGUUCAAUUAUUACUUCAAGUUAUUGGCAGGUUGUAUAUGGAAGGAUACCAGGUAGAUAUAAGUGCAUUGUAUCCAAAAAUUGAAUUUCCUGUAUCUAUGGAGACCAGGUCGCUGUCUCAGAUCAUUGAAUGGGUUCAUAAUCAGAAAGGACGUAUGUGUCGGUACAUUUGCCCUGAAAGGAAUUACACAGCUACAUAUGAGCAGAUUGUGUGUCUGCACGAUGAUGAAUAUUCAUACUUGAAAGGGCACCGUGUUCAAGGGAGUAAAUCAUAUCCAUUUGCUGCCGCGUUAAUUUCUGCAUGGGACACAUUAGCAAUGACUAUAAACAAGAAACGACGUGAUGUAUCCGUAGAGUUUGAAGAUAUGACGUUUUAUAAUCAGCCGCAGUUGUACAAAGAUCGAGUUCUACGUGUUACAGUUUCAUUGCAGAGAGGCUGUGGGCGAUUUGAGGUUGUUAUUUUUUAA